Molecule: messenger RNA, 383 nt
Organism: Peromyscus leucopus (white-footed mouse)
Lineage: Eukaryota; Metazoa; Chordata; Mammalia; Rodentia; Cricetidae
Product: PCNA-associated factor-like
Exons: 1
Coding region: 1-339 (112 amino acids)
Biological process (GO): translesion synthesis; regulation of cell cycle
Cellular component (GO): nucleus
Molecular function (GO): chromatin binding
Source: RefSeq, a predicted model, not a curated record
AUGGUGUGGACCAAAACAAACUACGUCCCAGGAGCCUACAGAAAAGUGGUGGCCUCUCGAGCCCCUAGGAAAGUGCUUGGCUCCUCCACCUUUGUCACCAAUUCUGCAUUGUGUUCGUCGAGAAAAGCUGAAAAUAAGUAUGCGGAAGGGAACCCAGUUUGUGUGUGCCCAACUCUGAAGUGGCAAAAAGGCAUCAGAGAGUUCUUCAGGCUGUCCCCCAAAGAUUCAGAAAAAGAGAACCAGCUUCCUCCCGAAGAAGCCGGGUGUAGUGGCUUAGGAACAGCAAAGAGAAAAGCACGUCCUUUGCAACCUGAUCACACAGAUGACGAAAAUGAAUAGAACUCAUUCUCCUGAAUAAUGCCUUCAGUUUACUUAGGUAUUCU